This is a messenger RNA of Dermatophagoides pteronyssinus (European house dust mite), 1986 nucleotides long. RefSeq names its product asparagine synthetase domain-containing protein 1. Gene Ontology annotation, molecular function: asparagine synthase (glutamine-hydrolyzing) activity. The record is from RefSeq and is a predicted model, not a curated record. Lineage: Eukaryota; Metazoa; Arthropoda; Arachnida; Sarcoptiformes; Pyroglyphidae.
UCAAUCGAUCGAUCGUUUCAAGUGAUCUUUAUUAAUGUGUAUUUGUGUGUCUAUGUACAACGGAAAGUGAUCACGUUUUUUCUUCACAUUUCCAAUAAUCGAAUAAUGUGCGGCAUAUUGUUCGUGAUCAUUGAUGGUUCUGAUCUAGAUUCAAAUAUAUUUAAUCGAUCAAAAAUCAAAGAAUUUCUUCGACGUCGUGGUCCGGAUCAAUAUCAAUCAUUUGAUUUUAUUUAUAAUACGUUUCAAUUUCAUUUGGAAAGUUCCGUAUUACACUUACGUGGUCAAAAUAAUUCAGGUCGACAGCCAUAUUGUGGUCAUGAUAAUUAUAACGCUGAUUUUCCUUGUUUACAAUGGAACGGUCAAAUAUUUCGUUUAAUUGAUGAUAAUAAUCAAUAUAAAGCUAUUGAUGAUUCUCGAUCAGAUACGGAAGAAUUAUUUCGUUUGUUAACAAAAUCAGGCGAGAAUGUUGAAGAUAUUGUUCUCAAAACACUUUCAUCUAUUCAUGGUCCAUUUUCAUUGACAUUUUGGAACCAAACAACCGAACAAUUAUGGGUGGCACGUGAUUUAAUCGGUCGACGUUCAUUAUGUUGGAAUACGAAUAUGAGAGAUAAAUUUCUUAUAAUCUCAUCGGUCGCUCAUCCAUUCGAAAAUGAUGAAGAUCUCAGUCAAAAUCAUUCUAUAUGGGACUCAUUGAAAUUCGAAGAAAUUCCUUCAGAUCGAGUUUUUUGUUUCGACAUGAGUGAAAACAAAUCGUUGGAACAAAUCUGGCAAGAUUUACGACAAUUUUAUUGGCCAAAAACUUUGGCUGGUUUUCAUAUCGAUAUUGAUGGUCAUUAUAUUUCUCGUAUGCCAAUUAUAUCGAUGUUGAACAUGGAAAUUCCUUCAAGCGAAAUUGAUGAUUUAUUAAAGAUAUCAAACAUAUUUAAUAAUGAAGGAUUUGUUAUUGAUAUGAAAAUUUGUGAUAAUUUUCUCCGUGUUCUAUCGGAAUCGAUACAAACACGAUGUAAAAAUCAUCAAAAUCGAUGUAAAGAAUGUAUAAAUUUUGACGAAAGUGAUUGUAAACAUUCAACAAUAGCCAUUCUAUUUUCUGGUGGUUUAGAUUCAGCUGUAUUGGCACGAAUCGCUGACCAAUUUGUUGAGCCUAAACAUCGACCAAUUGAUCUUCUAAAUGUAGCAUUUGAUUCGAAAGCAUCAGAUCGCAAGACUGGAAUUGAUGCAUGGAAUGAGCUUUGUCACCAAUGUCCUAAACGACAAUGGAAUUUUGUUCAAAUUGAUAUUGACCGCAACGAAUUAGAAUUAUAUCGUAACAAACAUAUACAUAAUCUGAUUGAUCCGAAUUGGACUAUCAUGGAUGAUUCGAUUGGUUCAGCAAUUUGGUUUGCUACUCGUGGUCAAGGUAUUCUAUUAUCAAAUCAUAAUUCAAGUGAACAAGUGGAAUAUAAAAGCCCUGCACGUGUUGUCCUUUUGGGAAUGGGAUCUGAUGAACAACUUGGCGGCUAUUCACGGCAUCGUCAGGCAUUUCAAAAAGGAAACUGGACAUCAUUAUUGAAUGAAAUACGCAUUGACAUCGAAAGGAUCUCAAGCCGUAAUCUUGGCCGAGAUGAUCGUAUCACUGCUGAUCAUUCAAUCGAAGCAAGAUUCCCAUAUCUCGAUGAAUUGGUCAUAAAUUUUCUCAAUCCAUUACCAAUAUGGCAGAAAUGUAAUCUAUAUUUGGAACGUGGUCAUGGCGAAAAAUGGUUAUUACGUAAAGUUGCUCAAAAUUUAGGCCUACAAAGAUCAUGUCAAAAUCUAAAACGUGCCAUACAAUUUGGAUCAAAAAUAACAUCUCAUCAAAAUGGUGGUGUAAAAGGACAUUAUUCAUAUCAAAAAUAGCCUUUAUUUUUAUAAAACAUAAAAUUUUCAUUAGCACAAUCAUGGAUCUGUAUUUUUGUCAUCAUUAAUAACUUUCGAAUAUUCAUUAUUUAAAUUAACAUUUUGAUUAUUCAA